This is a messenger RNA of Chanos chanos (milkfish), 5454 nucleotides long. It is a transcript of the gene col11a1a, whose product is annotated as collagen, type XI, alpha 1a. The record is from RefSeq and is a predicted model, not a curated record. Bases 1 to 5454 code for a protein of 1817 amino acids. NCBI's taxonomy places the organism in Eukaryota, Metazoa, Chordata, Actinopteri, Gonorynchiformes, Chanidae. The transcript is spliced from 67 exons. Gene Ontology annotation, molecular function: extracellular matrix structural constituent.
AUGCAAAGGUGCACCACAAGGUGGAAAACGAAAAGGUGGCUUUUGGAUUCCACUGUAACCAAACUCAUCACUUUAUCCCUUGUCCUCCUUCUUCAGGCUCCAAAUGUCAGAGCAGCUGAACAUGUGGACGUGCUAAAAGUAUUAGAAUUUCACAAUACACCUGAAGGAGUGCGGAAAACAUCAGGAUUUUGCACACACAGAAAAGCAUCGCAGCCAGACACAGCCUACAGGGUUGGAAAGCAGGCCCAAAUCAGUGCCCCCACCAAGCAGCUUUUCCCAGCUGGUGUGUUCCCUGAGGAUUUCUCCAUCCUUACCACCAUCAAGCCCAAGGCUGGGAUCCAGUCUUUCCUCCUGUCCAUCUACAGUGAGAAAGGCAUCCAGCAGCUGGGCGUGGAGCUGGGCCGCUCUCCUGUCUUUCUGUACGAGGACCAGACUGGCAAACCUGCCCCCGAGGAUUACCCCCUGUUCCGCUCCCUUAACCUGGCUGAUGGAAAGUGGCAUCGUGUGGCUAUCAGUGUGGAGAACAAGAAUGUCACCAUCAUCGUUGACUGCAAGAAGAAGAUUACCAAACCACUGGGCAGGAGUGAUCAUGCUGGCAUCGACACCAACGGCAUCACGGUUUUUGGCACCAGAAUUUUGGACGAGGAGGUCUUUGAGGGUGAUAUCCAGCAGUUGCUGAUUGUGGCUGAUCCUAAAGCAGCCUAUGACUACUGUGAGCACUAUAGCCCAGACUGUGAUACCCCACACCGUGAUACACUGCAGGCGCAGGAACCUGAGGAAGAGUACACAACUGGUUUAGAUUACGGUGAAUUGUAUGAUUACUAUGAGGGAACCACUACCACGGCAACCGAUGAAUAUUCUGACCCUCAGGUAAAAAGAAGAACAAUUACUUGUGCUCAUCCUAUGUUAAUCCUCCCUCUCUCCUUCCUUUUCUUCCUUCUCAAUGUGACACAACUUCAGCUAACCAAUAUAGAUGGAGAGUACUAUACUGACAGGGACUACGGAACGAUAGAUGCUACUCAAACUCAGUCUCCCAUUGACCCUACUGGACCAAAUGAGGAGCCUACCGCUGUCCCAGAGGCCAUGGAGCCCACCAACACUGCUGACCCUGGAGCGGACGCGUAUGACUUUAAGGAGUAUGACCUUAAGGAGUAUGACUUGAGCGAACUUGACAAAAAUCAGUAUGAAUACGGGGCAUAUGAUGAGUUGCCAAAUCCCACUGCCACUUAUGAGGAUGAGGUUGGUCCUGGGGUUCCUGCCGAAACUGAUGUGGUGGAAACAGAGGUUGGCGGAGGGCUUGGCUAUUUGGGUCAGAAGGGAGAGAAGGGAGAGCCAGCUGUCAUUGAGCCUGGAAUGCUGAUUGAAGGACCCCCUGGACCACCAGGCCCAGCUGGUCUUCCUGGUCCCCCAGGUCUACAAGGUCCUCCUGGCCCCUCUGGAGAUCCUGGUGAUAGGGGUCCCGCUGGGCGUGCUGGCCUUCCUGGAGCGGAUGGUUUGCCAGGACCUCCUGGCACCAUGCUGAUGCUGCCAUUCCGUUUUGGAGGGGAUGGGGAGAAAGGCCCAGUCGUAUCUGCUCAGGAAGCUCAGGCCCAGGCCAUUCUCUCCCAGGCCAGGCUCGCCAUGAGAGGCCCCCCAGGCCCAAUGGGUCUUACUGGAAGGUCCGGCCCUGUGGGUAUUCCUGGAGCUCCUGGACUGAAGGGUGAGAGUGGAGACCCUGGUCCUCAGGGCCCCAGGGGUGUUCAAGGUCCACCAGGACAAUCUGGAAAACCUGGCAAGAGGGGUCGUGCUGGAGCUGAUGGCGCUCGUGGAAUGCCUGGGGAGUCGGGGGCCAAGGGUGACAGAGGCUUUGACGGACUUCCAGGUCUUCCUGGUGAGAAGGGGCACAGGGGAGAGUUUGGACCCCCAGGACCCCCGGGUCCCCCUGGAGAGGAUGGACAGAGAGGUGAGGACGGAGAGAUUGGGCCAAGAGGAUUGGCUGGUGAGACUGGGCCAAGAGGUCUACUUGGUCCAAGAGGUCCUCCUGGACCACCUGGGCAGCCUGGUGUUGCUGGUGUUGAUGGUCCUCCUGGUCCAAAAGGAAACAUGGGACCUCAAGGAGAGCCAGGUCCUCCUGGACAGCAGGGGAUUCCAGGGACUCAAGGUCUGCCUGGCCCUCAAGGCCCUAUUGGACCACCUGGUGAAAAAGGCCCUCAGGGCAGGUCUGGUUUGCCCGGUCUACCUGGGUCCGAUGGUCCUCCUGGUCACCCUGGAAAAGAAGGCCCCCCAGGAGAGAAGGGAGCUUUGGGUCAGCCUGGCCCUCAAGGGCCCAUUGGUUACCCAGGACCUCGAGGUGUGAAGGGUGCUGAUGGAGUCCGUGGACUGAAAGGGGGAAAAGGAGAGAAGGGUGAAGAUGGUUUCCCAGGAUUCAAAGGAGACAUGGGUCCCAAAGGCGACAGGGGUGAGCUCGGUGUGUCUGGACCUAGAGGUGAGGAUGGACCUGAGGGACCCAAGGGUCGUGCAGGCCCCAACGGUGAAUCUGGUCCAAUGGGUGCUGCUGGCGAAAAGGGCAAACUUGGUGUUCCAGGAUUGCCUGGCUACCCAGGAAGACAAGGGCCAAAGGGUUCGACCGGUUUCCCUGGAUUCCCAGGAGCAAACGGAGAGAAAGGAGCCAGGGGCGUGGCAGGGAAACCCGGUCCAAGGGGGCAAAGAGGCCCAACAGGUCCACGAGGUGCUCGGGGUGCCAGAGGUCCUACAGGAAAGCCAGGCCCUAAGGGCACAGCGGGCAACGACGGUCCACCUGGCCCGCCUGGCGAACGAGGACCUCAAGGACCCCAAGGCCCCGUUGGCUUCCCAGGGCCAAAAGGCCCCCCUGGACCACCUGGAAAGGAUGGGUUGCCCGGUCACCCUGGCCAGCGUGGAGAGACGGGUUUCCAAGGCAAGACAGGUCCACCCGGCCCAGGUGGUGUUGUCGGACCUCAGGGACCUACAGGAGAGACUGGCCCUAUUGGUGAAAGAGGACACCCCGGACCCCCUGGCCCUCCUGGUGAGCAGGGACUUCCUGGUGCUGCAGGGAAAGAGGGAGCUAAGGGAGAUCCUGGUCCUCAGGGAGCCCCUGGAAAAGAUGGUCCACCUGGUCUGAGAGGAUUCCCAGGAGAGAGAGGUCUCCCUGGAGCUCUGGGUCCAGCUGGUUUGAAAGGAGCAGAGGGUCCACAGGGUCCUCCUGGCCCAGUCGGUUCCCCUGGUGAGAGAGGCGCUGCUGGACCUGCUGGUCCCAUUGGCCUGCCUGGGCGCAGUGGCCCACAGGGUCCACCCGGACCAGCCGGAGAAAAAGGAGCUCCUGGUGAGAAAGGUCCACAGGGCCCAGCUGGUCGAGAUGGAGUUCAAGGGCCAGUGGGUCUGCCUGGUCCCGCUGGACCCCAGGGUCCACCUGGAGAGGAUGGUGAUAAGGGAGAAGUUGGAGAGCCAGGUCAAAAGGGAAGCAAAGGAGACAAGGGUGAACAGGGUCCUCCUGGUCCAGCUGGUCUUCAGGGUCCAAUUGGUGCCCCAGGACCUGCUGGUGGUGAUGGAGAGCCUGGUCCCAGAGGCCAACAGGGUAUGUUUGGACAGAAGGGAGAUGAGGGUGCCAGAGGCUUCCCUGGACCCCCAGGUCCAAUUGGCCUACAGGGUCUUCCUGGACCUCCAGGUGAGAAGGGAGAAAAUGGAGACGUUGGUCCAAUGGGUCCCCCAGGUCCACCUGGUCCCAGAGGUCCUCAAGGUCCUAGUGGAGCUGAUGGUGCUCAAGGUCCACCUGGAGGUGUAGGGCCAAUGGGAUCUGUUGGUGAGAAGGGUGAGCAAGGUGAAGCUGGCAAUCCUGGACCCCCUGGUGAGCCAGGAACAGGAGGUCCCAAAGGUGAGAGAGGAGAGAAAGGAGAGGCUGGCCCACCUGGAGCAGCUGGUCCCCCUGGUGCUAAAGGACCUCCUGGAGAUGAUGGCCCCAAGGGUAACCCUGGACCUGUUGGCUUCCCUGGAGAUCCUGGUCCCCCUGGUGAGCCUGGAGUUGCUGGAACUGAUGGUGGCCCAGGAGAAAAAGGAGAAGAUGGUGAAUCUGGUCAACCUGGUCCUCCCGGUCCAUCUGGAGAAGCUGGUCCCCCAGGACCUCCUGGCAAGAGGGGACCACCUGGCGCUCCUGGAGCAGAGGGCAGACAAGGAGAGAAAGGCGCCAAGGGUGAAGCAGGAGCAGAGGGUCCACCUGGAAAAACUGGCCCUGUUGGCCCCCAGGGACCACCUGGUAAACCUGGUCCUGAGGGUCUCCGAGGAAUCCCUGGCCCUGUGGGUGAACAAGGACUUCCUGGCUCCCCCGGACAAGAUGGCCCACCUGGACCAAUGGGACCCCCUGGUCUACCUGGUCUGAAAGGUGAUCCUGGCUCUAAGGGUGAAAAGGGUCAUCCAGGUCUGAUUGGUCUAAUUGGACCCCCUGGUGAGCAAGGAGAGAAAGGAGACCGAGGUUUGCCCGGUCCACAGGGGUCGCCAGGCAGCAAGGGUGAUUCUGGAGUCAGUGGUGCAGGUGGUCCUAUUGGUCCUCCUGGUCCUCCUGGAUUGCCUGGUCCACAAGGUCCAAAGGGUUCCAAGGGUUCAUCUGGUCCAGCUGGUCAGAAGGGAGACACUGGUUCCAUUGGACCUCCUGGUCCUCCAGGUCCUCCUGGUGAGAUCAUCCAGCCUCUCCCCAUCAUGUCACCCAAGAAGACCAAACGCUCUGCUGACAUGCAGGCUGAUGAAGCCAUAAUGGAUUACGGUGAAGGCAUGGAAGACAUCUUCAGUUCUCUCAACAAUCUCAAGCAGGACAUCGAGCGUAUGAAGUACCCCAUGGGUACCCAGAACAACCCAGCCAGGACCUGCAAAGACUUGCAGCUCUGCCAUCCAGAGUUUCCAGACGGCGAAUAUUGGAUUGAUCCCAACCAGGGUUGCUCAGGGGACUCCUUCAAAGUGUACUGCAACUUCACAGCAGGAGGAGAAACCUGCAUCUAUCCGGAUAAGAAGUCAAAUGGAGUCAAGAUAUCUUCUUGGCCCAAAGAAAUUCCUGGGUCUUGGUAUAGUGAAUUUAAGCGUGGUAAAAUACUGACAUACGUGGAUGCAGAGGGCAACUCAAUAAACAUGGUUCAGAUGACAUUCCUCAAACUACUGACGGCCUCAGCCAGGCAAAACUUCACCUACAACUGCCACCAGUCAGUAGCCUGGCAUGAUGCCACAACAGACAGCUAUGACAAGGCGCUGCGCUUCCUAGGCUCCAAUGAUGAGGAGAUGUCUUAUGACAACAACCCCUACAUUAAGGCCCUCUCAGAUGAGUGUGCGGUGAGGAAGGGCUAUGGAAAGACUGUGAUGGAGAUUAACACUCCCAAAAUCGAUCAGGUUCCAAUCGUCGAUGUGAUGUUGAAUGACUUUGGGGAUCCCAACCAGAAGUUUGGAUUUGAAGUUGGUCCUGUCUGCUUUCUUGGCUAA